Molecule: messenger RNA, 642 nt
Organism: Schistosoma guineensis
Lineage: Eukaryota; Metazoa; Platyhelminthes; Trematoda; Strigeidida; Schistosomatidae
Source: the annotation of a GenBank genome assembly
AUGUCGUACGCCUAUCUAUUUAAGUAUAUAAUUAUAGGGGAUACAGGCGUUGGGAAGUCAUGUUUACUAUUGCAGUUUACUGACAAGCGAUUUCAACCAGUUCAUGAUUUAACUAUCGGUGUUGAAUUCGGGGCUCGAAUGAUCAAUAUAGAUGACAAACAAAUCAAGUUACAAAUAUGGGACACUGCUGGACAAGAAUCGUUUCGAUCAAUUACUCGAUCUUAUUACCGUGGUGCAGCAGGUGCAUUACUAGUAUAUGAUAUCACCAGAAGAGAAACAUUUACUCAUUUAACUACCUGGUUGGAGGAUGCUAGACAACAUUCAAGCUCUAACAUGGUUAUUAUGCUGAUAGGAAAUAAAAGUGACUUGGAAAGUCGACGCGAUGUUCAAAAAGAGGAAGGUGAAGCAUUUGCCAGAGAACAUGGCUUAAUUUUUAUGGAAACAUCAGCUAAAACUGCCGCUAAUGUUGAAGACGCCUUUAUUGAUACAGCGAAGUGUAUUCAUGGAAAAAUCCAGGAGGGCGUUCUUGAUGUCAAUAAUGAGGCAAAUGGGAUUAAACUUGGACCUCAUCAUAACCCGGUAGGUGGAGCAUAUAAUAAUAAUAACAUGACAAAUCGUACUUCUGGUGCCGGUUGCUGCUAA